GAAGGGAAGGGAAGAACCAACGGAAGGGAAGGGAAGAACCAACGGAAGGAGGGCCUGAUCUCCUUCCUUGCCUCCUUCCCUUCUUCUUUCCUUCCUAGCCUGCCUGGUUAAUCGGUGGCGAAAUGCUUCGGAUUUCCCAGACGGACAACUUACAUAGAAGUGAAGUGAAGGAAGUGCACGUCGGACUCGGCAGUGGAGCGCCGUAUGCAAUGCCUUCCUUUUUCCUUUUCCUUUUCCUUUUCCUUUUGCCUUUCCUUUUGCCUUUUUCCUGCUCCUUUUUUCCUAUCAAGCUAGUCGAGGAGUCGGGAUCUCCGGGCGAGAGAGAGAGGGAGAGGGAGGAGAUUCAUCAUCCAUGGCAUGGCCAGACCCAGCAUUCCUUCCAGCGACAGGAGGAGGAGUCAGGGCCAUCGCUCGCUCGCGUGGAAACGUUCCGGAGACAUGGCGCCCUACUGACGGCAAACCGCUUCUAUGAUACUGGUACCUAUGGUGGAAGAAUGAGCACCCAGCAAACGUUGCUAUUUACCUGGUACAUCCCCACCAAAUGGUAAAAGGCCGUGGGGCUUUCCGGAUCCACGAUCACUAGGUAUGAAG
This is a messenger RNA of Tricharina praecox, 591 nucleotides long. RefSeq lists its product as uncharacterized. The transcript is spliced from 4 exons. Lineage: Eukaryota; Fungi; Ascomycota; Pezizomycetes; Pezizales; Pyronemataceae. The record is from RefSeq and is a predicted model, not a curated record. Bases 123 to 548 code for a protein of 141 amino acids.